UCUUUGAUGUGGGGGCUGGCGGUGUUGUCCUGCUCUGUCUUUCAGAGGACAUCGUCGUCACCAUCAUCAUCAUCAUCAGUAGUCCUCCUCCACGCGCACUACUUUGUCUUCUUCCGGUGAGGACAAAAGCGGACAUUAGUGUAGUUCUACUUAGUUGCUGGAGUUGCUUGCUGUCUUCGUGGACAUGCCUCAACAUGGGGGGGACGACCUGGGCGCCACCGACGAGAUGAUCGCCUUCAAAGACGAAGGCGAGCAGGAGGAGAAGAUCCAGGAGAGCGCCUUCACCGAGAGAGACCUGGCCGACCUCAAGUCUUCUCUGGUCAACGAGUCCGAGAUCCACCAGAACCCUGCUGGCGCCUCGGCGCUCCGGCGAGGACAGCCCGCCGAGCAGAGGAACUUCAACAAACAACUCGACGGCGCAUCAAAGCAGCAAGAUGGCGGCGUGUACAAGACGCCGAGCUAUCCCGGCUACCCCUUCCUGAUGCUGCCGGACCCCUACCUCCCUAACGGCUCUGUUUCGCCCACAUCCAACAAAGUGUCAGUGGUGCAGCCGUCCCACGGGAUGCACCCGCUCACGUCGCUGCUGCCCUACAGCAACGAGCACUUCAGCCCCAGCCCGCCGCACCUGCCCACCGACAUGAGCCAGAAGACAGGCGUCCACAGGCACCAGUCCCAGGACCUUUCAGGAUACUACUCGCUCCCCGCAGGCGGCGUUGGCCAGAUUGCUCCGUCCAUGGGCUGGCAGAACCAGGCGGUCUACCCUACACUGUCCUCCUGUGGCUUUCGGCAGUCCUUCCCUUCCAACCUUCCCACUGCCUCCUCCUACUCCAGGUUCUCUCAUUCCCUCAUGCUGGGCCCGUCAGGCAUGCACCCCACGGGGAUCCCCCACCCCGCCAUAGUGCCCCCCUCAGGCAAGCAGGAGCACGAUCAGUACGACAGAAGCAUGUACGCGAAGCCUCAGGUGGAGGCCAAGCGGGAGAAGGAGCCCAAGAAGCCGGUCAUCAAGAAGCCUCUCAACGCCUUCAUGCUCUACAUGAAGGAGAUGAGGGCAAAGGUCAUUGCCGAGUGCACGCUCAAGGAGAGCGCCGCCAUCAACCAGAUACUUGGACGCAGGUGGCACGCGUUGACCCGGGAGGAGCAGGCCAAGUACUACGAGUUGGCCCGUAAGGAGAGACAGCUCCACAUGCAGCUCUACCCCACCUGGUCCGCCCGAGACAACUACGAGGCGGGCCUUAGCGGGGUCCAGAGUAAAGCUGAUUGGGGGAAGAAGAAGCGAAGGAAACGGGACAAGCAGCAGGACGCCAACUCAGAGCCUGCUUCUCCUAAGAAAUGUCGAGCUCGCUUUGGCCUCCACCAACAAACAGACUGGUGUGGUCCUUGCAGGAGGAAGAAGAAGUGCAUUCGCUUCCUUGAAGGAGGUCGCUGCUCCACUUCAUCUUGUUCACAUCUAAGUGCGUCAGACUCUCCCCCCUCCCCCACACCAGCACACCCUUACCGCAGCCAACGGCGCCCCCUAUCGCCAACGCCGCCACCGCCCCGACUCCCCCCUCCCCCUAAACGUGCCCAGCCGGACCAGUCGGGUCUGUCGGUCAAAGUUGCGACUUGAAGUCGGUGACCUUGGCUCACCUUCAUGUGGCAGUGAUGGCGUUUCCAUGGCAGCGUCCACAAAACAAACGAGAUUUGCUUGAACACUUUUUACUCCAUUUUACAAAUACAGUAGAUCCCCGCGACUCGCAGGGUUUACCUUCCAGGACCACCGGCAAAUGCCCCCACAAAAACGCGGGUAAUUGAUCGUCCCACAAACAACACACGGCUCGCUCCUCCCCCUCCAAAGCCUCCUGCUGGCUUGACGUCGACGUUCUCCCGUUUCGGCCCAACAUUUGCAAGAAAAGUGAGUGUUGUAACCCUCUCCUUCUCUCUUCCAUUGCCAUUGUCCACUCGUGGCACAGUCCAGGUUCCAGGCCUUAGCAGUAUCAAAUGUGUAGCUCCUCACCACUAAUCAAUGAUCGUGUAAGAUCGCGGUGUAGAAGGUAUGUACAAUAUAUACAGCAACUGUGGUGCGUUCAAAGACCGUGCAGCGCAAAGACGUACAUAUGCUGUACAAUUAUUUGACUUGUAUUAUCACAUAUUUAUAAAUUAUUAGCGGCUUAUGGUGAAUGAGAUGUGUUUUUCUGCCAAAUUUGCGGGGCCGUGCUGCCAUGCUGAAUGGCAAACGAGCGGGGAUCCACUGUACAUCAACAUUUCACAUCCCUUUCGUCCACAAGCAAGCUACUUUUUUAGGUCAGUAGAAAAGCACUUUUUGGGACGCCUUUCAACCUCAUUUGAAAUGAUUUCUAUGUCAUUCGUUCUAAAUAGAAUGUUCCAUUUUCAUCGUCGUCCAGUUAAAAACACAAAUCUCCUAAAUGUGUCUGCUUUUUUUGUCUAUUUUUGUGUUCUUGUGAGAAAAAAAACCUCAAGCACAUGGAAUUUUUUCUUUCUUUGGUUUAGUUUGUAGUCCUGUAAUAAUUACAUUUUAAUAAUGAGUAAUAUCUGCGUGUGAUAAGUCCACGUUACUGUUCCUCAUGCUGAUUCUGAUUGGCUAGAAAGGCUGUCAGGUGCUGUGGUGCCCCCUAGUGCUUCAGCAUGCGCUUGACAGUCAGAAUUAAAAAAAAAAAAAUUUUAGUAGGCCAUUAAAAAGGUACUUGUGUAUGCGUGGAUGUUGCACCUGCAUGACAAUCGCCUGUAUGACACAAUUCAUCCUGCUGGGACCAGCUCAGCCUUUAUUUUGGCCACCUUCACUCUGUUUUAUUGUAUUUUGUGUAUAUUUUCAAGGUCACCUGAGAGGGAUUUUAGUUUCUUUUCAUAUUUUAUGUACUUUUUUUUUUUUUUUUUUUUUACUGAAGAUGUUGCAGCUCUGUAAACAAUCUUGAGACCAAAUGGGUACUAUUCUGUUAUAAUUCCUUGUAAUGUUUUGAUAUAAAUUGACUUAAUUACAAUGAACUUUUGUGUUUAAAAAAAGAAAAUAGCUACAAAAUAUACUUUUAUAGACUCCACCAUUGCAAUACUUUGUGUUCGUUGGAUGUUUUGGUUAAAAUUUGGUUGAAAGGUCAAGUUCUCCUUUGUAAGCUAUUCCUUGUUCGUCCAGCAGAGGGCGAUGUUGGCCUGCAAGCUGACUGUUUUUCCAACAUUUUUUCAUGUAUUAAAUUUGCUAAAACAUUCAUAAUGUGUAUGCAUGUGUAUUCAAAUGGAGCAAAAAACGCAACUCGUUUUUUACGACAUUUUAUUUUCUCUUUCCCAAAGUCAACAAGAGAUGUGAAAUAUUUUUCUUUUUCCCUCCGAGGUGACGUCAGUUAGGAAUGAAGCGAGCCAAUGUGGCAACCACCUCAACACAACAGAAAAUAUUAAAAUUCCAUCUAACAUUGUCCAAACCAAGACAAACAGUAAAAAAAAAAAAAAGAAAAAAAGAAAGAAACUCCUACUUGGGGAAAAUUGAGAGCAAAUGUGGAGGAAAAAAAAAAUCUGAUUUGUAAAAUGCAGACGACACAACGUGUGUGCAAACAGGAGUAGGACUUCCUUCUUUAAAUAAUGACAAGUCUGCUCGUUUUCUACACAGGUGGGGGUCGCUUGGGGGGGGAACAAGGUGGUGUUUGGAAGUUGUAGUAAAUAUGAACAAG
Molecule: messenger RNA, 3653 nt
Organism: Dunckerocampus dactyliophorus (ringed pipefish)
Lineage: Eukaryota; Metazoa; Chordata; Actinopteri; Syngnathiformes; Syngnathidae
Gene: tcf7
Product: transcription factor 7
Exons: 13
Coding region: 185-1606 (473 amino acids)
Biological process (GO): regulation of transcription by RNA polymerase II; canonical Wnt signaling pathway
Cellular component (GO): beta-catenin-TCF complex
Molecular function (GO): DNA-binding transcription factor activity, RNA polymerase II-specific; RNA polymerase II cis-regulatory region sequence-specific DNA binding
Source: RefSeq, a predicted model, not a curated record